Messenger RNA from Andrographis paniculata, 1851 nucleotides. RefSeq names its product origin of replication complex subunit 4. Bases 156 to 1415 code for a protein of 419 amino acids. The record is from RefSeq and is a predicted model, not a curated record. The transcript has 17 exons. Gene Ontology annotation, cellular component: nucleus; nuclear origin of replication recognition complex. NCBI's taxonomy places the organism in Eukaryota, Viridiplantae, Streptophyta, Magnoliopsida, Lamiales, Acanthaceae. Gene Ontology annotation, molecular function: ATP binding; ATP hydrolysis activity; DNA replication origin binding. Gene Ontology annotation, biological process: DNA replication initiation; DNA replication.
GCCGGUGAGCUGUGGAUUAUAGAUGAGAGCUCCUGCGGUUCCCAUUGCCGGAUUUUGUCACUUCACCUCUGUGGGCGUAAAAAUCUCAUUGGCGUCUUCUUCUUGAAGAUUGAAGUCGUUUUCGCAUCGCCGGCGAAGAAGGUGGAGAAGGUGCAAUGGUUCAGAUGAAACCAGCCGAGCAAGCUGCGAUCAUCCUCAGAAGCAGGGUGUCCAAUCCUUCUUUUGCAUCCUCCUUUUUCUCUCAAUCUCCCGACUCCAAUUACAGUAAAUUGAAGUACAUAAUAUCAAGUUCGGUAGCUGAGGCAAACAACAAUUCGGUUUUGUUGCUGGGUCCUCGAGGUUGUGGAAGCACUGCGGUAUUGAAUCUCGUUCUUGAGGAAGUACUGAAAGAGUAUCAGGACAUGAUUUCUGUGGUUAAGCUCAAUGGGCUUCUGCAUAGUGACAACAAUUGCGCAUUGAAGGAGAUAGCCAAGCAACUGUGUCUGGAGCAUCAACUACAGUUUUCUAAAACGGCUUCUUUUGAUGAGAAUUCCCAAUUCUUGCUAUCCAUGUUGAGGGAGUGCGGGUUGGCUCAUAAAACUAUUGUUUUUGUGCUAGAUGAGUUUGACCUCUUUGCGCAGGGAAAACAGCGAUUACUUUAUAGUUUGCUCGAUGCAAUGCAAUCUGUUACAUCACAAGCUGUUGUCGUUGGAGUGAGUUGCCGACUGGAUGCUGAUCAACUGUUAGAGAAAAGAGUAAGAUCUCGUUUUUCGCAUAGGAAGCUCUUGUUCCUUCCUCUACCAAGGGAAGAAUUGAAUAGACUUUUAGAGCAUAUUCUACUAUUGCCGGAAGAUUCAAGACUUCCUAAUGAAUAUAUAGCUGCUUUCAAUGCAAAAAUACAUAACACUCUAGCAGAUGAUAAAUUUAGAGAAAUCAUGGAUUUACUGUGUUAUCCUGAUUCGAGUCUUGACCAUUUGCUGAGAUUUUUGUUCUCUGCUUUUUGUCAUAUGGACUUGAAUUCCGGCCUCCUAUCAUUGGAGAACUUCAAAUCAGCACUUUCAAUGAUGCAGAGACAGCCAAAGCUAGAGGCUUUAAAAGACAGAUCCGUCUUAGAGCUUUAUAUAUUAGUUUGCAUGAAGAGGUUGGAAGUUAAAGAAGUGGAGAUGUGCAACUUCAAUACUAUAAUGAAAGAGUACAAAAGCAUACAUGACACAUUCCAAACAUCAGACUAUUAUGCCCGCAACGUAUGCUUAAGGGCUUUUGAGCAUCUCCUUGAAUGUGCACUAAUCUCCUUCGAUGACCACAGAGGGAAUGGGCUAUCUGCUGAGUUCCGCCCAGUGAAGCUUUUAAUAUCAUGGCAUGAACUACACCAAGGAUUGAAAUCCAAUCCCUCCUGUCCGGCAAUCUUGAACAAACUAAUGAAUCGCGAAGGAUGAAUGGCAGGAAAGAAAGAUCCAAUGCAACAACUCAAACUCAGGGCAGCUAAAUGUGUUAAUCACCUAAUCAAUUCCGAGUUCUACUAAAAAAAAUAAUUAUAUUUGUUGAAUAUGUAUGUAUGUAUGUACACUGUUUGAACUACUUGUGAGAGCAUUAAGAUGAAAAUUCUGAAUACAAUGGUAAUGAAUGAAUCUUGUGGCAAUUUCUGGAAAUAAGUUUUGAGCACCAUGUUCAUCUUCACUUGGUGCUUCCACUUUUUGACUGAUUGUUUGUAUAAUAGGUAGAGGUGACAAGACAUCAUGUUGUGAUCAAGACGCACAUUUAGAUUAAUCAGACAAGACUUAGUGAGUGGUUAGUCAGUACAUUCAUGUGGGGACUCUGUAUUGAAUCCAAUCUUAUGUUAUGUAAUGUGAUGUGCUGAUCUGAUCUGAUCUG